Messenger RNA from Coccidioides immitis RS, 3465 nucleotides. Its product is annotated as general transcription factor 3C polypeptide 3 (transcription factor C subunit 4). Lineage: Eukaryota; Fungi; Ascomycota; Eurotiomycetes; Onygenales; Onygenaceae. Gene Ontology annotation, biological process: transcription by RNA polymerase III. Gene Ontology annotation, cellular component: transcription factor TFIIIC complex. The record is from RefSeq and is a predicted model, not a curated record. Gene Ontology annotation, molecular function: protein binding. Bases 355 to 3465 code for a protein of 1036 amino acids. The transcript is spliced from 5 exons.
AGCGCGAUGAGCACGCCUCUCAACCUCUGGGCGGCAAAUGAACAUCCCGACCACUUCUCGUAUGAUUGCUCCGGGCACUGCGUGUUAUCCGUGAUUGCUUAUUUUGCAUGCUUGGGUACUAUAUGACUUUACUCUGACUGCUUGGAAAAACACACUUCCUGGCUUAAAAGCAAGCCUUGAGAAUAAGACACAACAAACACUGAAGGGAAAAAUAUCAUAUUAACACAAAGGCGCAGUGAUUUUAAUUUCUUCAGAAAAGAACAAAGAAACCUGGGUAGCUUAGCUUGUUUAUCUACAGGAUUUUUUUUCAAAACGGGGUUCUAGAACUGGUUAUGCAGCAAACCAUAAGUGAAGAUGGAUGAAGACAGUGUCUCCGACAGAUCGGAGAGCGAAGAACCAGGCUACAGCAAUGAAUAUGAUGAAUUUGGCCGCGUGAAACGCCGAAAGCUCUUUGAUCCAGAUGAUUUCGAUUCUGACGAUGCCGAUUUGCAGCAGCCUUCGUCGGACGAAUCCUCCGACGCUGAGCCGUACGAAGCAAACCAGUUCAUUGAUGAUGAGGCUGUCUUCUCAUCCAUCAAUCGGAUGGAUAGAAGGCAUCGUCGACAACAUGACUCCGAUAGCUUCGGCGGCCGACCGGGGAAGGGGGUUAAGCGUGGUCCAAGGAAGCCACUGGAGCCAAGCGCAGAGUUCAAAGAAUUGCAUUCCGCCGCUACAUCGGCGUUUAUCGACUCUGAUUACGACCGAGCCAUCGUUCUUGUAAAACAGGCCAUUCAAAUCAACCCGGAAAUGUUCGCGGCUCAUUCUUUGCUAUCUGAGAUCUUUCUCGCUCAGGGUCAGAAAGACAAAGCGUUAGCAGCACUAUUUAGCGGAGCCCAUACCAGACCGAAGGAUCCAACGGUGUGGCUAAAGGUCGCUAAAAUGAUUUUGGAUCAUGCUGGUGAUGACAGAACAGCAGCCCUGCAGGACGUGAUCUACUGCUAUAGUCGCGUGAUUGAUGUCGAUGCGGCGAACUAUGAUGUACGCUUUGAAAGGGCUGCCAUGUAUCGCGAGUUAGGUCACAAGGGGAAAGCCGCCCAAGAAUAUGAAAGGCUUCUCAAGGAUCUCCCUCACAAUACAAGAGCUUUGCGGCAUCUUGCCGAGACUUAUAUUGAUAUAAACGAAGUUUCAAAAGCCAUGUCUCGAUAUGAUGAAAGUAUCACCUACUACUCCUCCCUGAGUCCCCAAGAGGCUACCGAUUUUGACUGGUCAGACGUCAAUAUCUAUGUGGAACUUUUUGGGUAUCAGCGGAACUACUGGGAAGGUCUGAGGGCCCUUAGAUCUCUCUCCAGAUGGCUACUUGGGAGAAAAGAUGACGUGGAAUGGGAUUCAAUAUGGGAAGACGACCGGGAAUGGGAUGCCGAGGAUUACCCUCGUCGCAUCAGUACCCCAUGGUUCUCUCCUUCAAGGUAUCCCGUGGAAUCAUACGGUGUUGGGCUUCCACUCGAGCUUCGUAUCAAGCUGGGUAUUUAUCGACUGAAAAUGGGACCUGAAUUUAAGGACGAAGCAAUGUCUCAUUUUGUCUGGCUAGCACCAGAAGAGACGGCUCCUGGUUCGAGAUUGUAUGAUUAUGGGGAUCUUUUUCGAGAAACCGCGGACGCAUUGAAGGAGGCUAAAUUUUAUCCUGAAGCGCUGCUAUUCUAUACACCUCUUCAGUACACCCAAGAAUUUGCAGAUACGAGCCUUUUUAUGGCGAUGGCGGACUGCCACCUGGCCUGCAAAAACGACUCUGAUGCAGAGAGCUGUCUCCUCACGGUAGUCGAAUAUGAUCAAACCAAUAUUGAUGCAAGAGUAAAAUUGGCGAAAUUUUACGAGAGUAUGGGCAUGAUGGAGCAAGCCCUCAAAUAUGUGACAGAAGCAGUCGAACUUGGGCGUCAGGAGUCGGUACCAAUGCGGAGACGGAGGGGAAAUUUUGGCGCGAGGAUCGAGCAGCUCGCAAAAGAAUUCCGCUCCAUGGAAUCUGGUAUCAGUGACCAUGGAGAGAUGGAAUUGGAACCCCCCAGGUCACCGGACCAUAUGAACGGUCCCAUAUCAUUCACCGGCCCAGCGCCCAUUCCAAGUUCGAAGGAAGUUAGGCCAGAGGAUAGAAUCGCGUCCGCGAUCCAGAAUGCAGAGCAUGUACGCUACUUAUAUAAAAAGUCAUUGGAGCUUCGACCUUCCAUGAGAAUUGGAGAGGAGGAUGCGACGGAAGAUUGGUUGGACAUUGUGGAUGCUCUUUUAAGAAGUUUCCGAUCAAAUCGAGUGUUCUUUCCUUUGCAAAAAGGAAUGAUGUUCGUUGGAUAUUCGAAGGAAGCUCAUCGCAAAGCUGGGCGCCUAAAAGGACCCGAUAUCAUGGAUGAGGUCCAGGAGUUAGCAGCCAGAAUUCAGGCAGCCUUAGGAACGGCCGAGUUCGACCCCGAUUCAAUUCCGAUGGACUAUCACGGAAUAUCCUUUGAUGCUUGGCUUGAUCUCUUCCUGGAAUACGCGCUUGUUCUAGCUGGUCAAGGGCAUGCGGAAGAAGCAUAUGAUUCUCUAGCAGCGGCGGCUGAUGCAAACAUCUGGUAUCAUUCGAAACCCUGCACACGCCGGAUUUAUGUUUGCUGGUUCACUUGUGCAAUUCGACUCCAGGAUGAAGACGUUCUCGCAAGCAUCGCCAGGUGGUUUAUGAAAGAAUAUCAGUUCGUCACCGACACAUACCGCCUAUUCGCGACUCUCAGCCGUGUCUGUGGCGACCCGAGAAAGUCCCUAUUCCACUCUUCCCCGAGCAUGAAAUUCAUGCUUCGUCAAGUGAAAGCCAUUGACUAUUCCAUCACUGAAGAUCCUUCAUCCACCACCACCGAUCCUCGCCCAACGUUCUUCGCCGAGCGUGCUAGCCUCACAACAAAAGAUGAGUCCGGAAAUCUCAUACCCGCCGAAGACAUGGACGUCUCUCUACUCGUGCUAUACGGUCACAUUCUCUACGCAGGAAACAGCUUCACCAAUGCGCUCAACUACUUUUUGCGCGCAUACGCUCUUGACCCAGAGAAUCCGGCGGUCCUGCUGUCCAUAGGGCUGAGUUAUAUCCAUCACUCGCUAAAACGACAGUCCGACAAUAGGCACUACCUGAUCAUGCAAGGGCUCUCGUUUAUGCAAGAGUAUCGGAGGGUAAGGGAGAAUAGUAGUGUUCCGCAGGAGAGACAAGAAGUCGAGUUCAAUUUCGCGAGGGUAUGGCAUAUGCUGGGUCUCGCGCACUUGGCGGUUAGAGGCUAUGAAAGAUGCCUCGAGUUGAGUGGGGAGAUCCAAGCUGAGAAGCAGAAGGAGCAGCUGCAGAAGGUGGAUGAUAAGAACGGGGACGGUGCUUGUGCGGAAGAUUAUGCACGUGAGGCAGCGUAUGCCUUGCAAUGUCUUUAUUCGCUUGGUGGGGAGGUGGAGAUGGCGAAAAAGAUCACAGAGAAAUGGCUCGUUAUUUGA